This is a messenger RNA of Haemonchus placei, 879 nucleotides long. NCBI's taxonomy places the organism in Eukaryota, Metazoa, Nematoda, Chromadorea, Rhabditida, Trichostrongylidae. The record is from the annotation of a GenBank genome assembly.
AUGAUGCAAGCUAGGAAAAUCAAGUACGACAUCAUCGGACUAACCGAGAUAAGAAGGCACCGCCCACUGCACGAUGUAUUUGAAACUGGAGAAGAACUGUUCCUUGGAACAUGCGACAGCAGAGGCGUCGGCGGUGUAGGUGUCCUCGUCAAUACGCACUUGGCCAUGAACACCGAUUCGUACGAAAGCUUGACAAUCCGAAUCGGGCGUUUGCGAUCAAGAAGUAUGGCUCAACCCCACGUCCAACCAUCUGCCUACGCACCAACAUCGAGCUACGAUGAAGAAGAGCUGGAGGCGUUCUAUAUGGAUCUGGAGAAGCUCUACAGAGAAGACCAUACUUUCUUGAAGGUCAUCGUCGGUGAUUUCAACGCCAAGAUUGGCCCCAGAAGAACGACUGAAGAGCUCCACAUCGGGACUCACGGAGUGGAAUGGAAUGAGCAGGGUGAAAGGUUAUACGAAUUUAUCAUGUCGAAUCACACUAUCCAUGGUAACUCGCAGUUCCAGCUCUCAUUCUCGAUAGACAUGGGAUCGCCUGGUAGGCAGUUCCAUAAUGAAGUAGAUCACACCAUCGUCAAUCGGAAGUUUUGCCUGACUGACGUCGCUGUUGUUCAGAUGUUCUACACGGGAUCAGACCAUCGUCUCCUCCGCGCUAGAUUCCGCUUUUCUGUGCGUGGAGAGAGCUGCGAAGUUCAGGAAACGAAGCCCCAAGACUGUGGUCAAUUGAGAUCACUUCGCUUCAUUGGUGAGUUUGUGGGAAGAUUCCGUCAACGACAACAUCGACGAAGAAUACGACCGGCUCGUCGAACAUCUUCACGAUUGCACCGGGCGAGCCGAAAGUCUCAAAGAGGUCAAGAAACGUCUCUCCUCGAAGAUUCUUGA